GUGAUAAAUAAAAUUUUAAUAAUAAUAAUAGUCCGAUAAUUUUAUUUCAUAUUAAUUAUUAUUUUUAUUCUUUUUUUGUAACAAUCUUAUUGGACUGUGAUAAAAAAGGUCACGAUAAGAGUCAAUUAUGUUUAAACAGGAUUUAUAAAAAUUCGCUCAUUUUUCUAUUUAAAAGAUUAUAAAAAAUGACACAGUUACCAUACUUUAUUUUAUUAGGGCUCUCACAUAGCAUAUAUUAUUGUGAAAUAGCUAACUAUAAUGACGAUGUGUGUACACCAGAAAAAGUACAGGCAAAACAAUUACUACUAAAUGAGUGCCUUAACAGGAGAGAAGGUGCCUAUGCAUUUUCCCAAACGCUCAUGAGACCAAGUGGUUCAAUAGCUGAGUUUUUAAAAAAACGAUGUGCAAUGAAACCACAUUUAGACGAUUGUCUAGAUCUUUGGUUAGAUCUGAUAAAAGAAUGUGUUAAUGCCGAUGAUCUCAGAGGGCUGGAAGUUUGGAAAAAAAUCGAUGCAGAAAUUAUCAACUAUGUUUGUGCUCACGACGCUGAGGCAAUGACUAGUCUUUUAAAGAACAGAUACCAUAGUUGUCGUCAAGGUUUAUCCCGAAUUUUAACAGAUUGUUCUCGAAGUCUGGGGAUAACUGUUCCAUAUUAUCAAGUAGAUAAAGUACGGCAAAAAUGCAAUAAAAUAGGGACAAUGGAAUCAUGUGUAACAAGCAAGCUAGAACGAAAUUGCAUGAGGAAUGCCACAGAAUUAGCAAAACCCCUAUUUCAUAUUGUUAAAACAAAUUUAUGCAGCAAUAACUAAAAUGUCAUUGUUUAAACUUUCCUCUUUCCAAAAGGAAUGGGGAAAGUAAUUAAAAGUACUAAAAGUUAAUUCAUAAAUACUUUGUGUGUAGUUAAUCUAUAAUAACCUAAAAAUAUUAGUUUUGUAUGUAUUUCUAAAAAAAUUAAAUUAUCUUCUAAC
Messenger RNA from Diabrotica virgifera virgifera (western corn rootworm), 968 nucleotides. RefSeq lists its product as uncharacterized. The transcript has 5 exons. Lineage: Eukaryota; Metazoa; Arthropoda; Insecta; Coleoptera; Chrysomelidae. The record is from RefSeq and is a predicted model, not a curated record. The coding region runs from base 186 to 809 and encodes 207 amino acids.